Molecule: messenger RNA, 1985 nt
Organism: Nannospalax galili (Upper Galilee mountains blind mole rat)
Lineage: Eukaryota; Metazoa; Chordata; Mammalia; Rodentia; Spalacidae
Gene: Arhgap9
Product: Rho GTPase activating protein 9
Exons: 16
Coding region: 1-1959 (652 amino acids)
Biological process (GO): signal transduction; regulation of GTPase activity
Cellular component (GO): cytoplasm
Molecular function (GO): protein binding
Source: RefSeq, a predicted model, not a curated record
AUGCUGUCAGGCCGGUGGUGGCCAAGUACCUGGGGAAAUCUAAGACUGGGACCCCAAAGUCCAUCUAGGGGAUCCCAGAUCUGUGCCCUCUAUGCCUUCACUUAUACUGGGGCAGAUGGCCGGCAGGUGUCUCUGGCUGAAGGUGAUAGGUUCCUAUUGCUUCAAAAGACCAACUCGGACUGGUGGUUGGUAAGGCACCUGGGAGCUCCCACCAGCUCUCGGCCCAUAUUUGUUCCAGCUGCAUACAUGAUAGAGGAAUCCUUCUCAGGCCACAGCCCAGCUGUCAUUACCCACAGCCAAUCCCUCAGGACUCCUGAGUCAAAGUUGCUUCAUGGCUCCCUGGAGGAACUACACCUAUCUAAGACCCCCCAGGUUACUUCUGAACAGCCUCCUUCCCUUUUCUGUAAAAUGUACAGAAGCUUCAGUGCGGCCAGUUUGAGACCUAGCCUCCUGAAACCCCUCAAAGAAGGGCCAGGAGAAAGAUCCCUCUCCCAGAAAGACUUGGUGCCAGUGGCCAGAGCCAACAUGAACCCUGGCUCCAUGGAGCAGACAGAGACCCUGAAUAGGGACAAUGGUAUCCUGCAACCUCAGGAAUGGCCUGAUCCACAGGAUUUACCAAGCCUCUGCCAAAGCAGCUCCUGCCUUGACCUCUCAGAACAGUCUGUAACCUUGCAGCCCCCACCAGCUCAGCCACAGCUCCGGGAGGACCCCCAUGAGGAAAAGUCAGGCCUACUCAACAUGACCAAGAUUGCCCAAGGAGGGCGCAAACUCAGGAAGAACUGGGGCCCAGCUUGGGUGGUGUUAACUGGUAACAGCCUGGUGUUCUACCGUGAGCGGCCGCUGUCGAGUGCGCCCUCCCAAGGCUGGGCUCCAGCUGGUAGCAGACCCGAAAGUAGCGUGGAUCUGCGCGGGGCGGCCCUGGCUAACGGCCGCCACCUGUCGAGCCGGCGAAACGUCCUGCACAUCCGGACGGUCCCUGGCCAUGAGUUCUUGUUGCAAUGGGACACGGAGACGGAGCUGCGAGCCUGGCACCGCGCGCUGCGGGAGGUCCUCGAACGGCUGGACCGGGAGAACCCCCUGGAGCUGCGCCUGUCGGGCUCGGGACCCGCAGAGCUGGCAGAGCUGAGCGCUGGAGAGGAUGAAGAAUUGGAGUCCGAGCCGGUGACCAAGUCCCUGAUGCGGCUUAGCAGCCGAAGAACUUCCAGUCGAUGUGCCGAUGGCACAGAGCAGAAGAACCGUGUUCGGAACAAACUAAAGCGGCUUAUCGCCAAAAGACCAACCUUGCAAAGCCUCCAAGAGCGGGGCCUGUUCCGAGAUCAGGUGUUUGGCUGCCAGUUGGAAUCACUGUGCCAGCGGGAAGGGGAUACAGUGCCCAGCUUUGUCCGGCUUUGCGUUGAGGCAGUGGAUAAAAAAGGUCUAGAUGUAGAUGGCAUUUACCGCGUGAGUGGAAACCUGGCAGUGGUCCAGAAACUCCGCUUUCUCGUGGACAGAGAGAGGGCAGUAACCUCUGAUGGGAGAUACAUGUUCCCAGAACAGCCUGGACAAGAAGGCAGAUUAGAUUUGGACAGUGCUGAAUGGGAUGACAUUCACGUGGUCACUGGAGCCUUGAAACUUUUUCUCCGGGAGCUGCCCCAGCCUCUGGUGCCUCCACUGCUGCUGCCCCAUUUUCGAGAUGCCCUUGCAUUUUCUGAGUCAGAGCAGUGCCUCUCUCAAAUACAAAAAUUAAUAGACUCGUUGCCGAAGCCCAACCGUGACACUCUUCAGUACCUCCUGGAACAUUUAUGCAGGGUGAUAGCACACUCAGAUAAGAAUCGCAUGACUGCCCACAACCUGGGAAUUGUGUUUGGACCAACCUUGUUUCGACCGGAGCAGGAGACAUCUGACAUGACAGCCCAUGCAUUCUACCCUGGACAGCUGAUCCAGCUGAUGCUCACCAACUUCACCAGCCUCUUCACCUGACUCAGGCAAGAGGACACCAUUUCCAA